Messenger RNA from Carcharodon carcharias (great white shark), 5908 nucleotides. RefSeq names its product granule associated Rac and RHOG effector protein 1-like. The transcript is spliced from 14 exons. NCBI's taxonomy places the organism in Eukaryota, Metazoa, Chordata, Chondrichthyes, Lamniformes, Lamnidae. Gene Ontology annotation, molecular function: CCR4-NOT complex binding. The record is from RefSeq and is a predicted model, not a curated record. Gene Ontology annotation, biological process: Rac protein signal transduction. Bases 1216 to 4464 code for a protein of 1082 amino acids.
ACCGGGGGCGUGCUUAAGUGUCGCGGGAGCGAGCGGCGGCAACAGGAGUGCUAUAGACGGCGGCCUCCCCUCCCGGAGCCGCACAACCGGAGCCCGGGGCCCGAGACCGCGGAGGAAAUGACCUAGAGGCCUUAGCAAUACGUUAGUGCUGUCCUGCUUCACACUGCAACUGAAUGCAUAAACAAUCUGGAAGCAGCACUUGUUUCCGCUGUCGAUCCCAAACUACCUCACCAAGGAUUUAAAAACCCAACACGUAUGAAGGGAGGAGGAGGCAGUCUGUGAAAUCUACGGGAGUCGGAACAUAGGCACUCGUUCUUGUUUCAGCAUUAAGGUUGAAACACUACAUCCAAAUGAACUACGUUUGACUGACUGGAUCUGUCAAAAAAUUAUUUCACGAACUUGAAUUGAUCAUGGGACAGAAGUAAUGUGGACAGCUUUUGAGCAAUAGUCCAAGCACUGAGUAGUUAAUAUUUUAAGUUUAACUUUCGCUGUUGAUCAGUGUCCUAGUCCAUUUGGUAGGUCUGCUAAUUUGAUUUUUAUUUUAGUGUCUGCUCUGUAAAAGUGUUCCUGUUUGUGUGUUGGAGCUAGCAAGUGUUCCAUCAACAUCGUAUGAUUCGAAACAAAAAGACAGUGCUUUAAUACUAAUCGAGCUGGCUAGCUGAUUCCAUUGUUUCUGGGUUUGCUAACUUCCUUUCACCUCCCAAUCCUCAUUUCUUUAGGGAGUGAAAUGGCACUGACUCCUCCAGUUGGCCACUGUGGCUGGUUUUAUUGUAAUCAUUGGAAUAGUGUGAGGCUCUGCUAAACCCUUCCAUCCGUUGCUGUGUAGCUCUUUGAAAAGUAGGAGCCACUGAUGAAUGUGCAAGUCGGAGACAGAGCACUGGUAACCAAUUCUGAAAAGCUCCUCAUCUUUUUUUUAAUUAUUAUCUCUCCGGACUUGACUGGUUGCAGCAGGGCUGCACCUACAGAAGAUUAGUACAGUUGACCUACUCAGCAAUCAACUCCAGUGUUGACGGACUGUGUGUGUGUGGAAAUGCUUGCCUUCUGGCAUGCUCUAGAACUAGAAUUAUGUACGUGAUACUCUUGACUCUUUUUGCAGAACGUACCAUGUUCAAAAUUGUUUGAAACACUUGACCAGAAGAAAAUUGCUACCUUGAUAAGACUUUUUACACAAAAAGCAAAGCAAACAACAAGCCCACAGAAAAAGCACCGUCACUUAUGUAUUGUUGCAGUGCUCGGGAAAAUAAAAUGGACUAUAAGCGGCGGUUUCUGCUUGGCGGGUCCAAGCAGAAAGUGCAGCAACACCAGCAGUACCCAAUGCCUGAGCUAGGCAGGACCCUGAGCGCACCUAUGGCAUCCACCGCUGCCGUCACACCUCCGCUGGCACCCACCACCCAGAUAGCUGACAUCCAGCAGGGAAUCUCCAAAUACCUGGAUGCAUUGAACGUAUUCUGCCGAGCCAGCACGCUCCUCACGGACCUCUUCAGCAGCGUUUUUCGAAAUUCACAUUACUCUAAAGCAGCUAUGCAACUGAAAGACGUGCAGGUACAUGUCAUGGAGGCAGCAAGCAGACUCACAGCAGCAAUAAAGCCAGAAAUUGCGAAAAUGCUGAUGGAACUGAGUGCAGGGACAGCAAAUUUCAAAGAUCAGAAUGACUUCAGUCUUCAAGAUAUUGAGGUGCUAGGCCGAUGUUUCCUGACUGUCCUGCAGGUCCACUUCCAGUUCCUUUCCCAGGCAUUACAUCGAGUUCAGCCUAUAGCCCACUCGUGCUUGGCAGAGGCUCAAGCCCAGGAGAGGAAGAACGCAAUGGGGAGCGAGACCAUGAAGGCUGGCCAUGUGACGGAAUUGGAAGAGGCCAUGAAGUCCUGGGGAGGAGCGUCAGAGGCUACGUCUCGGCUGCGUGAGAAGGGAAGUGAUGGCUGCCUGGCUGGAAUUGAAGUGCAGCAGCUGUUCUGUUCUCAAACCACCACGAUCCCUGAGCAUCAGCUGAAAGAUUUAAACAUGAAGAUCGACAGUGCUUUGCAAGCGUACAAAGUGGCUUUGGAAAGCUUGGGUCACUGUGAAUAUGCAGUGAAGGCAGGAUUCCACCUAAACCCUAAAGCCAUUGAAUCAUCUUUACAGGGCUGCUGCAGUGAGGCUGAGGUAAAACAAGCAGGAAGAAGACAGUAUCCUGCUCAGCCACUUCAGUGUGAGCUUCCCACCGUACCUGUCCAGAUUGGACCUCACUUCCUGAAGGGCGUCUCCUUCAGUGAGUCUGGAGCAGAGAAUCUGAAGCUUAAGACGCAAGCAAUGGUGCAGCUCAUCAAGGAGGCAGCUGGACAGAAUGAAGUCUCCCCGCGAGAUGAGUCUCCGACAGAGAUCCUCAAUCAGGUCUGCCCAUCCACCUGGCGCGGUGCCUGCAAAACUGCUGUGCAGUUGCUGUUUGGACAGGCAGGAUUGGUGGUGGUGGACACAGCGCAAAUCGAGAAUAAAGAAGCUUACGCCCCACAGAUCAGCCUGGAGGGCUCCAGGAUCUUGGUUCAGGUUCCUUCAACAUGGUGUUUGAAGGAGGAUCCUGCCACCAUGUCUCUGUUACAGAGAUGUCUGGACCCUGAGAAAACACUCGGGCUGGUGGAUGUGUUAUACACAGCGGUUUUUGACUUGUCCAGGUGGAAAGAGAGAAGGGAGCAAGUUUUACCAAGCAUUCAGAUCCAGCUAAGACGGGAGUGCACCGACUUUGGGACUCAUGUGGAUCUUCCCACAGGGAAUGGGACCAUCAUCAAGUCCUCCGGUGGCCUGCAGAAGACUUUUGCGAAGCUUACCUCUCGUUUCACAAAGCGAAAUUCCUGCAGCAGCAGCAACACCACGAGUAACAGCAGCGGCGGUGGUGGUGGUGGGAGCUUCUCGAUCCCAAGCACGCCCUCCAAGAGCGGUUUCUCCAUUAACAACUCUGAGGAAGAACGGAAAGCCAAGCUGCCCAACCACUCAGACCUGAGGCUGCAGAGCAUUCUGAACAUUGGAAGUUUCCCGAAGACCAUCGAUGCACAGGAACCCUCCCGAGGCACAUCCAACCCGAUGGUCAAUGGUUUCUCUAUGGACAAAAGAGAGAUCUUCUUUAAAGGGGAUGAUGGGAAGGAUGAUCAAGGCAUCAAGUUGCCAAGUGACCAGGAAAUGCAAGAUGUUAUCGACUUCCUCUCUGGGUUCAACAUGGGAAAAUCCCAAAAAGCAUCGCCUCUCAUUAACAGAAGGAAUUCGACCACAGUGCCAGAGCAGAAGUCAGCUACCCUGCAGCAACCACAGACUGUACCACACACUCCAUUGCCGAAUUCCCAUCAGGUCUUACAGCGCCAGCAGCAGCAUCAGCACCAGCAACAGCAGCAACAAUUGCAAUAUUACCAGCACCUCCUCCAACCCAUUGGGCAACAACCACCGCCAGCACGUCCACAGACUCCUCGAGCCCCUGGGAAAUGGCCAAACAGCUCAUCUCAGCAGACAUCACAGAGUCCGGGAGCGGGAUUGUCUCCAAUUGGGUCCAUGAGCCAAUGGAGCAAUAUCGCUGUGCACUCUGACUUGAGUUCGGACUUAUACAGCCUGGGUCUCGUCGGCAAUUACAUGGACAAUAUCAUGGACAAUGUCAUGUCUGACAUGUUGGGGCCGAAAGUGGCUAACACCAGGAAUAACACGUGGCCCAAUCGGGUCCAGAGUGACGGAGUGUUUGGAAUGCUGGGAGACAUUCUGCCUUUUGAUCCUGCAGUUGGUUCAGACCCAGAGUUUGCCCGGUACGUGGCUGGCGUUAGUCAGGCUAUGCAGCAGAAGCGACAAGCACAACACGUCCGGCGGCACAGCACCGCGAGGACCAACUGGCCCAUCCCCGACGAGCCUCACAGGACGUGGCAGCCAUCUGAGUGUUUCACUGAGGGGGAUAUGAUGAGCUGGUCUGGGACCCAGGGAGACUCUGCCAGCUCUAGCGAUGAGGCUUCUUCUGCUAAUGGAGACAGUUUAUUCUCCAUGUUCUCAGGGCCUGAUCUUGUUGCUGCUGUCAAACAGAGAAGAAAGCACAGCAGUGGUGAUCAAGAGACUGCUAAUCUACCGUCUCCUCCUGUUUUACCCACACCAGAUGAUCUUUGCCAGUUUCUUAUGCAGGAUAACAAAACCAAGACUUGGCCUCCGAAGGCUCCCUGGCAGCACUCGACAUCCCUCACCAACACAAUGCCCAAUCCUGGCACCUCCCUGUAUCAGAUGACAAACCCGGUCAGCCGAUGGAAUGACUCCAUGCAGAUUCUCCAGUCACCUGUGUGGUCGACAGCCAGUGACAGCUCUCCUUCCACAGGAAUCUCUUCCAACUUUUCCUUCACACAGCAACAACAACAACAACAGUCCCAACAGCAGCAGCAGCAGCAAGCUUCCCAGCACAAAACAAUGAACAAGGGCUUCAAAUCCUAUCCCGUCAAGCAGGAACGGAGACAGUCCUAUCUCCACCAAUACUGAGUGUUUGGAAGUGACUUUUAAGAAGGGUUCUGUAUUCUAGUGAAUAGUCACACGAUUUUUAAAUGCUGUGAGUGAGGUAGCCCUGCCACAUAAUUGUCUUGAUUAACCCUUGUUGGUGUGUUCUGCACUUUCCAACUGCUGGUUGGAAGCAAUCCACAAGGAUACAGGUUGUCGUAUCUGUCUGAUUGUCGGACCACCCUCUAGUAGUGCUGCCAGCGGGGCAAUGCUGUCCAUUCACGAUGGCACAGUCAGACCGACUCAGUGUGCGACUUUAUCUGCUCCCUUGCUGCCUUCAGCCGGUGUUUCGAGAUUUUGUGCUCCAAACCAGGUCACUGGCUAAUGGACUGCUGUUUGCACCCAAGCCCAGCUGUCAGGGCCUCCAUGACCAGGGAGCCAGAUGCAUUCGGAGGGAUGCACAGAGCUGUCUGUAUUACGUUAGCCACCAGCCAUCUAACGGAGGGAGUGGGAGAGAGUUCAAUUACAUGAAGCUGCCAGUGUUACACAUUUGCUGAACACAACUAGAUCAAGGUUUAAAAAGAAACACGUUGCAGCCUUUCUGACUCCUGGUCUGAAUACCUGACAUUUCUGCCAUCAUCUGAUUCCCAGAUGCAGUGACUGUGGGUGCAGUCUAUACCCUUGGACCCUCUUAAACCAGUAGGCGUGAUGAAAGCAUAAAAUCAUUGCAACGUGUUCCCUAGGCCUCCACUGAUAGAAUAAAAUAAGCAAAAUGUCCAUUUUAUAACAAGGGCACUUGGGGUAAGUGCUGUUAACUCUCGCUGCAGCAUUUGGACUGCUCAUUAGGAUACAUUUCCUUUAAAGAGUAGCUUAAUCUUUGUAAUGUCGUGGUGUAGUUGCUGGUUUAAUGUACUGAAGUUUUGAGUUUUUCCACUUUCUCAAUUUUGAGCUAUAUGGCCCGUCUAUUUUGUAAAGCUGACUGACCACACAGUGCGAGAGGUUAAAUGUCCCUGUGCACUAACCUUGUUAUCCGUGGGGUAUGGGGGGAACUGAAUUGAUGGUAAUACCUUGCACCCACUUCUAAGACUCUCUUACCAAGGGCAGUGAAGUGAGCACUGUAUCGACUAUGCUCGAAUACAGUUGUAUCAAUGAAAUAGGGGGAAAUAAAAAGUUAAACUAAAAAUCAUUAUUUAAAUAUAAGAGCUGCUCAAACUGUUUUAUAGUUUGUAUCAAGAAAAAACAUUUAAAAAAAAAAAAUCAUCUAUAUAAUUUUUUGUACCUUUUUUUAUUUUUAUAAAUGAACCAGUGACGUUUUUGGGAGGGAGUCUUGUAGUCAUUGCGAAACGUGACAGACAGACUGUAUCCCCACACCCCGAAGGUGUGAGCUUCAGUUACAGCGACCAUCCUCGGCUGACCACCACGCACUCGCUCAGAUGACUACUGGUUGGCAGGGGCAUUGAAUUGGUCAGCUGUUUCAUUCUGGGCGUUG